Molecule: messenger RNA, 2364 nt
Organism: Thyridium curvatum
Lineage: Eukaryota; Fungi; Ascomycota; Sordariomycetes; Thyridiales; Thyridiaceae
Exons: 5
Coding region: 1-2364 (787 amino acids)
Biological process (GO): carbohydrate metabolic process
Molecular function (GO): carbohydrate binding; hydrolase activity, hydrolyzing O-glycosyl compounds
Source: RefSeq, a predicted model, not a curated record
AUGGUCAAGUUUUCACACGGUUGCUGGCAUCCGAGCCCAGACACGCUCAUCGACUGGGCGGUCGAGGUCGUCAAGGCCGAAGCCAAGGAGGACCACCUACACUUUGUUACUUGCUCCAAACCCAUCAAUCAUCGCGGUGAUACCCUAAAUAAUCCCACCUUGACUCACCAUGUCAGUUCUCCAGUUGAUGAUGUCCUCUACCUCUCGUCCACCCAUUGGAAGGGCCAGAAGAGCGUGACUGCCGCGCCUCACUUCGAGCUGUUUCCUGCCGGCCAGCCGGACCACAACAAGGCGGUCAGCACGGCCAAGACCGACAAGGAGGUCAGGUUCUCCGUCGGCGACCUCACCGCCACGGUCAACACAGCCCCCAAGAGUUUCAACCUCGACUUUGCCAGUGGCUCGCGCCAGUUGACCUCGCUCGGCUGGCGGUCCAUCGGCUAUGUCAAGCAAAACACCACAGCUCUGCACCCCAAGGCCAACUACACCAACCCGAACAAGGGCGAGCGGUGGACAACCUACCAGCUGUCCCUUGGCGUCGGUGAGAAGAUCUACGGUUUGGGUGAGCGGUUCGGCCCCUUCGUCAAGAACGGCCAGACCGUCGAUAUGUGGAACGACGACGGCGGUACCGGCUCCGAGCUGACCUACAAGAACAUCCCCUUCUUCCUCAGCUCCGCGGGCUACGGCAUCUUCAUCCCCACCUCCAGCCUCGUGUCGCUCGAGAUACAAUCCGAGAGGACCACGCGUGUAAACAUCGCCGUCCCCGGCGAAUCGCUGUCCAUCUACCUGAUCUACGGCCCGAGCCCCAAGGAGAUCAUCAGCAAGUACUCUAUCCUCACCGGCAAGCCUGCGCUUCCUCCAGCGUGGACCUUUGGUCUCUGGCUCACUACUAGCUUCACCACCCAGUAUGAUGAGGCUACUGUGAACUCAUUCCUGGACGGCAUGCAGCAGAGGGACAUCCCCGUGUCGGUAUUCCACUACGAUUGCUUCUGGAUGAAGGGCUUCCAGUGGUGCGACUUUGAAUUUGACCAGGACUUCUUCCCCGAUGCUGCCGGUCAGCUCCGGAGGUUGAAGGAGAGGGGCCAGCAUGUCUGCGUCUGGAUCAACCCAUACAUCGCCCAAGAAAGCAAGCUCUUCGACGAAGGCGCUGAGCUUGGCUACUUUGUGAAGCGAGGCGAUGGCAGUGUCUGGCAGUACGAUUUCUGGCAAGCUGGAAUGGCCUUUGUCGAUUUCACCAACCCAGACGCCUGCAAGUGGUACCAGUCUAAGCUCAAGGCCUUGGUAGAUAUGGGCGUCGACUCGUUCAAGACUGACUUCGGCGAGCGUAUUCCCACUGGUGACACUGUCUACUUUGACGGCUCAGAUCCGGCCAAGAUGCACAAUUACUACUCCUUCCUCUACAACAAGGUCACUUUUGAAGUGCUCGAGAAGUCGCUCGGCAAGAACAACGCUGCGCUCUUCGCGCGAUCCGCGACCGCGGGUUGCCAGCGAUUUCCCAUUCACUGGGGCGGCGACCCGUACUCGACCUUCCCCGCCAUGGCCGAGACCCUGCGAGGCGGCAUGUCUCUCGCCCUGAGCGGCUUCGGCUACUGGGCCCACGACAUUGGCGGCUUCGAGGGCAAUCCGGACCCUGCCCUCUUCAAGCGCUGGAUCGCCUUUGGCCUCUUCUCGUCGCAUUCGCGCUUGCACGGCUCCGGCUCCUUCCGCGUGCCAUGGCUCAUCGACCCAACCGAGGAGGCCUCGCGCGUCCUGACCCACUUCGUGUCGUGGAAGCACAGGCUGAUGCCCUACCUCUACUCCCAGUCACUGACCACGCACCGCACGGGCGUCCCGAUGCUGCGCAGCUCGCUGCUCGAGCUGCCUGAGGACCCCAUCGCCUGGAACCUCGACAUGCAGUACUUCCUUGGCGACUCGCUGUUGGUCGCGCCCGUGUUCAACGGCGAGGGCGAUGUGACGUACUAUGUGCCCAAGGGCAAGUGGUACGGCAUCCUCGACGGCAAGUGGCGCGAGGGCUCGGGGUACGUGACCGAGAAGCACGACUUCUUCGGCCUGCCCGUCCUCCUGCGGCCCGGCAAGGCCAUCGUUCUCGGCGACAAGGCGCUGUCCAAGGACAAGGUCACCUACGACUGGGCCGACAAGGUUACCAUCCUCGUCAACCCGACCGAGGAUAUGAACGAGGUGGUCGAGAUCCCCGACCAUGAAAACUUGGGCGAGAUCAAGGCUAAGCUGUCCGUCAAGAGCAGCAAGGGCUCAGUCAAGGUGGCGGUUGUGGAGGGUAAGCUUGAGUCUGACGCGGCUGUGCAGAUUGCUGGUGGCAAGACUACUGACCUCAAAGUCUCUGCCGGCGAGGCUAUGGUUGCUUUGUAG